Uloborus diversus is the source of this 9486-nucleotide messenger RNA. It is a transcript of the gene Cbp53E, whose product is annotated as calbindin-32-like. Lineage: Eukaryota; Metazoa; Arthropoda; Arachnida; Araneae; Uloboridae. Gene Ontology annotation, molecular function: calcium ion binding. Gene Ontology annotation, cellular component: nucleus; terminal bouton; synapse. The record is from RefSeq and is a predicted model, not a curated record. The transcript has 11 exons. The coding region runs from base 172 to 1089 and encodes 305 amino acids. Gene Ontology annotation, biological process: regulation of presynaptic cytosolic calcium ion concentration; regulation of long-term synaptic potentiation.
GAAAAAUUUGAGCACGUUUGGAGGUCGGCAUUCUACUUCCCUGCUAAAACAGCUCUUUCGGUAAAGUUUCGAAAAGCGUGAGAAUUCGAAAUCGUUCAAUUCGUCGGUGGGCUCCGAGCACUCUGUAAUUUUUUUUACAGUAGAUAGAAGUGAAUAGAGUAGAAGUACGUCAUGGAGGAAAUGAGGAAACCUCGCAAAUCCAACUCGUUCAAUUUUAUGCGUCAAUUCAGGGACAAAAACACGCGCGAAUUGAAGAAUUUGACUGCUACUCAAUUCAUGGAAGUGUGGAGUCACUAUGACAAGGAUGGGAACGGUUUCAUCGAAGGGAGGGAACUGGACAAAUUCUUAAGGGAAUUCGUUUCCAGCGUCAACUUCAAUGAUGUAGAACCGGAGCGAGUCGUAUCUGACUCCAUGAUGGCUGAACUGAAGGAAUGCUUCAUGGAAGCCUACGAUGAUAACAAGGAUGGAAAGAUAGAAAUAAGAGAAUUAGCUCAUUUAUUGCCACUUGAAGAAAGCUUUCUACUUCUGUUCCGUUUUGACAAUCCUUUGGAUUCUAGUGUAGAAUUCAUGAAGAUUUGGCGUGAAUAUGACACGGAUGGCAGCGGAUUCAUAGAAGCAAAUGAAUUAAAGAAUUUCCUGAAAGAUCUGCUGAAGGAAGCAAGAAAAGAAUCAGUUGAUGAAGAUAAACUCAUCGAGUACACAGAUACGCUGCUUCACAUUUUUGACAGCAACAAAGAUGGAAAACUUCAAUUGAGCGAAAUGGCGAGACUUCUGCCGGUGAAAGAAAAUUUCCUCUGCCGCUCUGCCUUCAAGGGUGCAAGCAAAUUGACACGUGAAGACAUUGAAAGGGUAUUUAAUCUCUAUGACAGGGACUGUAAUGGAACUAUAGAGAAUGAAGAACUGAAAGGUUUUUUGAAAGAUCUGUUAGAGCUGGUUAAAAAAGACUAUGAUGCUCAAGAUCUUCAAGAAUUUCAAGAGGCUAUCCUGCGGGGAUGCGACUUCAACAAAGAUGGCAAGAUCAACAAAAAAGAGCUCACCAUGAUUCUUUUGGCCCUGGCCAAACACUCUCAGGAGGAUGAAGUCAAAUAAAUUAGCCAAGAUGUUCGCCAACUUCUCUUCAACAAUCAUUGCGGUGUGUAAAAGCAAAAGCAGGCUAACUUGACGCUCUCUUUCACUUCAUUCGUUCAUCACUAUAUUUUCCUCUCCCUGACCAACUCUAAGAAGACACAAAAUGUCUGUAUUUCACUACUCGGUAUAAUAUUUCUGUCAUAAGACACUCAAAAACCUAUCCGUAAAAGAUACAAAUAUUUGGUAAAAAAAGGUUUCAGAAACGCUUUUAAACUUAUGGCGUAAAUCAAGGAAAAACCUCGAAAACUUUUUCUUUUCUUUUGAAAAGUUUCAAAAACCAAAACUUCCCGAAUCCAUGCUUUCUCAAGUUCAGCCUUGAAAUGAAUUUGAUAACUUUAGUAACAAUUAAUUUCAUAAUGGCUAUUAUUCGUUUUUUCGUUCAGCAACGAUUAAAAAGCAUGUCUCACCCAUCUCACCCACCCCAAGACAGAACAUGUAUGAUAAAGGCUAAUAAAAAUUAAUGCAGUUCAUCGCAGUUGGAAUCGAAAAUUUUGACGAAUAAGCAUAUUGUAAAAAAAAUAUCUUAUCAAAGUAUUAAUGCAUUUUAAACACGAAAAAUUCAGUGGCGCCGGAAUUUUUCAUUGAAAUAUCACAUAAAAAUAUUUCAACAAUCCAAAAAAUAAUUCUGUAAGCACAAAACAAAAACAAAACUUUUCAUACGUAUACAAGCACAAUCUCCUAUUUCUAAGAAAUAUAUGUUUCUCAAACUACAAGCAAAGCUGUUGCAAUGACUAAAAAUAUGCCAUUUUAGAGGGCAUCUUGAAGGGUAAACUUUUGUGUCUUCUCAUAGUUAGCUACCUUUAUCACCGAUCAAGAAACUGCUGUAAAGAUACAGACAAAAAACAUAUAGUUGAUAUUAAUUUUAACAGAAAGGUUAAGGCUUAGUAAUUCCUGAGAUUGUUAUUUAAAAGCAUUUUUUUUUUCAAAGUAUUCUUUGAGUACAUCCCUAAUACUCUUAUUAGAAAUUCUUAUUAGAACUUAUUGGAAACUUGUCUAAACAAUUUGUUGAUCAACAAAUGAAUUGUAAAUGCAUAAUAAAAGUAGUUAAGGAGUUAAGAGUUGGGUCGCUUUUGCAAAAAAAAUCUAUGGCACAAAAUGUGUACUUAAAUACGUGUAUUAUUUAAACAUUGCGAACCCCGAUUUUACGUCAAAUUAUUGCAUGUUUGUUCCGUACUUUAUUAAUAAACAGUUUUAAACUAUGGCUGAUUUCACAUUCGCACUUUUCGUAGAAUACAUUUUGUUCUUAUUACUAUGAUUAUUGAUUGGUAGAAUAUUAUCUCGUUCAAUUUCGGGAAAACAGUUGAAAGAUGGAGUAAAAUAAAAUCUAUAAUAAAUGUUUUUGGUGAGUUUUUUCCCUCAAAUAGUACUUUGAUGAAAAGGUAUUUGUUGUCCAUUUAGAUUUAGCAUUUCUCAAAGCAUUGAAUGUGACGUAAAUGCUGUUAAACAGAAGAAUUUAGAAGUUGAUUGUUUGUGCCUAAAUUAUUAGGAUAUGUGCAGAUGACGGAAUUUCGGGUCGAUGCUGAAGUACGGUUGAGAUUUAGAACUGUGCAAUUCAUUUAGCGGUGCUAUGACGUCAGUAUUGAUAACUGAUGAGACUUUCGUUUGAGUUUUUUGACGGUGCUCAAAUCAACAGAUUAAUCAAAAAAACUGCAAACCACGGAUUCUAGGUUUCUCCCACCAAGCGAUCAAGGACAUGAUUAUCUGCACGUACUGGAUUCACUAACCUUGUUAAGCAAAUGAUUUAGCAAAGACUGAUGUUCCCAUCAAUGUUUCCGAGUAUACUCCCUGUAAUCUAUUAUACACAAUAUGUGUAUGCGAUCAUUUACAUAAUAUGUCUAAAAAAAUAUGGAAGAAUACGGCGUGUAUGGAGUAUACCCUAUGGCCAUUGAUUAGUUUGACUGCGAACCUGUAUUUUUAAUUCUCCAAAGGAGUACAAAAAAAAAAAAAAAAAAAAGAGCUGUUACUUUUCCUUGUUUCCUUGAAAAUCCGCUAAUGGAAUUGAAUAAAUAAGCUGGAGCAGUUGAUUGGAUACAUUGAAAAUUUGCGUGACUUCUGUAUUAAGUAGAUCAUCCAAAUAUGUCAAUGGUGACAAAAUUGAUGAGAUUAAUAGUUGAGCUUAUUAAUGGCCAAGUAUGGAAGCCUGACAACUAUUUUAUAGCUUUCUUGAAACAAAUAUUAAUAAUUAUGAAUGCGGGGAGUACCGGUUAAACACUUGUGAUCAAAGCUUUGAAACUUUUUUUUUUUAAUAUUUUUUUUUUUCGAUUGAUCACAGUGAAUGAUACAUUCACUGAUUGGUUGAGGAUACGUAAGUUAUAGAAGUUUUAAUUAUUUUCAUCUUUCAAUUUUCCAAAAAAAUGUUAAAAUUGCUGAAUCCUACAUUGAAUCAACUGCUAUCGAUUCAAUUCUUGGUGCAUUGAUGUGACAUCGAGGUGUCACGUCAAUGCACCAAGCUAGCGAAUAAAAAUAUCUAAGUGAUAAGUGUAAAAGAAAAUCAAAUGGCAUAUUUAAAAGGGAAAAAAACGUAUGCACUCGUAACAUCUAACCUGUUAAAAGAUUCAGAAGUUUAAAAAUAAAAUCUAAGUGUUCAUUAAUGUUUUUGAAACUGAAAUCAAUGAAUGUAUAAUUGAGUACCUUGUUAGUUCAAAGAACGAAUCUCACAGGAUAUUGUCCGUUGAAAUGGAAAUUAGUUGUUGAUAUUUUAUGCUUUCGGGUGAACUUUUCAUUGAUUAAUAUUAUUCUAUUUCCUUCUGUCGAAAAUGUUUACCUCCAUCGUGCAUAUGCAAAAUUUGAAAAAUCGGGGUUACACUAUUUCUAUUUAUGAUUUUUUUUUCUUUUUUUCAUAUGUGUGUAGGUUAAAAUAUUCAUUGUAGUAUGGGAAAAAAUAUUUUUCAUCUUUAAUAGACUAGAUUCAUCAUCUAAAAAACUAAAACAAAGCUGAGAAUUAAUUCGUAUUAGCCGAAUUCUGAUCAAAUGGUCAUCACAAAAAGCCAAAAAAGAAACUUCUCAAAAAAAACCCUUCAAGAAAAAAUCUUUUUUCUGCAAAAUUUAAAAAAUAAUAAUAAAAUCCUUUAUUGGAAAGCAAAAACUAUCUCAUACUUCAUCAGCAAAUCCCCGAGAAAUGCUCGCAGUUGUAGCUCUUCAAAUAUUAACUUUUCUUUCGCUAUUGAACGUUGCCUUGUGUACUUGAUUUAUUUCUUUUACUAGAAGAAAGAACGCAGGCUGGAAAAUCCAACUGAAGUCACGUUCCGCAGUUAAAAUUGACCGAAUCCAGGAUUUAGCGAAAUAUUUUCAGACAAAGCGGCCUCGGCCAAUUUGUCUUGAAAUCGAAGUAAAUAAUACAGUGGCGAUCAAAAUUGAGGACACCUUUUUUUUUUGUUGUUAACUUUAAAUGCUUUUAAAAGAUGUUAUGAUUCAAAAAAUGCAAACUUGUGUAGAUCAUUUCUUAAAAAAAUUAAUACUGAGCUCAAUUCAGAAAAAAAAACUCAAAUAUUUACAAUACAAAAAUAUAUACAGGCGUCUCUCGUCAAACACGGUACUAGUACAACACGGUUUUGAUACCAAAUUUGCGAUUAUCAUAACACGAUUUCGAUAUCACACGGUACGAAACUUGAAUUCAAUACUUCAUGGUUUUGAUAUAACACGAAAGUUAUGUUUUGAAAAGAUGGAAUUUCAUUUUUGUUUAAUACAUUCUCGUAAUGCUUGAUGAUAACUCUAAUAAGUUUUUACUUUGUUUUUAUGAAACUUGGUUUCGAUACAACACAGUACACAUCACUUGAUUCAUAUUAUUUCUUAGUCUCGUAUAACACGGUUUUGAUACAACACGAUAUUUAUUGACAUGAUUUUUACCAUGUACAUGAUUAAUUAAUGUAAAAAAUUGGUUAGAAAAUUAUUUUUAAAAAGUCUUGUAUAACAUUGUUUCGAUACUACACGGAACGAAUUAACCGUGUUAUACGAAGGACGCCUGUAUAUAUACGCUCUUUGACAAACUCAAUUGUGGAUUGGCUCGUAAGAUCAAAGUUUUCUGGCCAAUUACUGCUCUUGUUAUGUAUUCAAUGUUAAAUUGUUAUUAAAACGAUACGUGCGGGUUUGUAUUUUUCGAAACGUAGCAUUUUCUGAUUAUCCCAAUUAACCAAAAAAACGAAGUUAGCAAAUUUCAGUGGAAAUCGAAGCAAUUUUUACUUUCGGUGCAAAUACAUCGAUAUGACGAUGGCCGUAAAGGGGUGCGUUACCCAUCAUAUUUCUUAAUUCAAGUUCCCCAGGAAUUGAAAUUCAUUUUUAUAGUAAUUAUUGUUGAUGUUGAGCAUUAUUACGAAAAUUGAAUAUUCCCUACGCAGUUACAAAUUCAACGUAUCAAAACUUAGCAAUUUUGAUCAACUAUUUUUUCUACUAUUUAUAUUAUUUUUCUUCUUUUAAACUACUGCUUUCCUAUCUAAACGUUUGCAAGAAAUUUUAGAAGAUGUCAAAUCAUAUAUAUCUUUGAAAUAAUGUUGACUCUAUUAGUGAACUCCGGAAAUUUGUAAGAAACUUGAAUUCAAUAUCAGAAUUUAGUUCUUAUGAAAGAAAAACAAAAAAUUUAUUUUCCGUUAUCGACAGACUUUUCAUUACUCUUUUCAAUAUGCAUAUUGUUGUUGGUAUUUCAUAAAAUGUAUAAUCAUUGAAGCCUUAUGACUUCAGUCAACGUUGAAUAAUCUAAAACGUUGUGUUUUGGAUAUUAGAUGUUUGAAUUCUUCAAGUACAAUCUAUUUAUAACAGUUUGUUUUGAUAGUUCUGUAAAUCUUGAGCAUAUAAAGAGUUGUUAUUCACUUAUAAAAAAGUUACUAUGAACAAAUAAGAUGACUCAUUUAUAUUAAGCACAGUUUAGAGUAUGCUUAAAAUGUUGAAAAUGCUGAAAAAGAAAACUUUAUAAAUGAUACAUAUUUUUAUGUGAUUUAAAAUAUUCUAUCAUAUACAUCAUAUUGUAAAGAAUUUCAAAGCCUUACAACAGUGACUACCAAAUCGCGCUCACUGAAAAUCCAAAUUUUUGUAAAUAUAUUUUAGGGCUUCCAAAUCAUUUUAUCAAAUCAUUACAAUAUAUUGCAACAUUGCAAUGAAGUUCUGGGAAAUAGUUUUUUGUUAAAAUGUGCAAAGUGAAAAUAGGAAUUGAAUGAAGCAGAAGGAAAAUAGCUUUCGCCCACCCGUCAAGUUAUUGAGCAGAGAUCAGAAAACUAAUUAGCCAAAAUAAAAUAUAUCAAAACUCACCAGCGCACCCAAAGUUUUUUUCCAAGGAAAGGUUUGGUCCCUGGAGUAACACACAUCACAUGGUACAUCGCAUCCCAUGGUACAUGUAUUAACAGACUGGGAUUGGCAAUAUUGCUUAAACCAAAAGUUCUAGGGGUAGAUUUAACCCUCAGACCUUUUCUAUCCCUGCAUUACAGCCAAGGCGUAAAACCUGACACCUUUCAAAAAAUUUAAUUGAUUUUUUCAAUCCUUUGAAAGUUUUAAUAAAAGCAUUACUACGAAUAAAAAAUAACAAAUAUCUUUGUGAAACAAAUUAAUGAUUAACAAAACAUUGUUUAAAAAAAAUCCAAAAAAAAGAUACAAAGACAAAAAGAUGUGUUUCUGAACAGUAAAUGUAACUAACAUUCAGUAUCCAAAACGAAAGCACACACAGUGAAUUGCAAUUAAAAUGCAAAUAGUUUUUGUUUUGAUUUUGCUCGAAACUAGUAGGGCUAAGGUUAAUAAUAUACUACCAAUUUAUACUACUAAUUGUACUACUAAUUGCUGAAGAAAGCUAAACUGGACUAGUGUCUCUACCACACCUGCUUUCACCACCGAAGUUUCCCCAAGUACAGUACCUAAUCAGGCAGAAAAAUGAUUUUCCAUUUUAUAACGUGCGUGUCAUUUUCCUACUUCUUUCGAAAUUAUUCGGCUAAAGAAGGUUUCCGUGGAAACCUGGUUGUAAAAUUCUGACUUAUAUGACUUAAAUAAUACGAUUGGUCCGAUUUUCGCUUUGCUUCGAAAAGUUUGCUCAUUUUUUUUAUUCCGUAUUAUCAUUGUAUAUAUAUUAUUGCUAAAGGCUGUGUUUUUUUCUGUACGCCAUAGUUUCCUUAAUACUUCAUCAAACGUCAUAAGUAAGGCUUCAUUGCAAAUAUUUUUUUCAUUUCUAUCGGUGAAAAAAUUUCCAACAAUUCACAUUUUGGCUGCUUUUCGAAAAACUACACUUAAAAAACGAAUUUUUGAAUUCCCACCUUCGAACUAGAAAUAACAAGCGCUAUUGAAAACAAAAGGAAACUUUUUAUUGCUUAAUUUUAAAAAAAAUCACUAAAGUUUUCGUUUUCUCUUGACGUGUAUUGAAAAAAAUAUAUUAAGACGAAAGAGAAUGAAAACGGGAAAUCGAGAGAUAGACGCCAUGUUACCCAUAAUCGAUCACUUAUUAAGAAAUAUCAAAGACGAGCCAAUCGAUAUGAUGCAUUUAUCAUUUAAACUUGGAUUUAAUUCCGACUUACCGACGCACUGACUAUACAGCACGUUCCGCAAAGGUCAGCUAUUUAACUAUUCACAGCCAUUUUAUGUGCUUUCGUUUAAAGACAUAGUGUACGGAUCAUUUUUUAUUCAAUAAGAUAUUGAGAUUUGUCAAUGUAAAAUUCAGAGAUUCCAUACUACGUAAAUUUUAUUUCCUUGCUUCUAUGAAAAACGGUUUGGUAGUCACUGUAUCAAAGAAUAUCCAUUUAUAAGGCCUCAUGUGCAUGGUCCUAUUUCUGGAACUUUCUCUUCUCAGUAAGCGCCCCCAAUGCCUUUCCUUUAUUGGUCGUGUGAUAUAUAAACGUACAUCUUACGAAAGUAGAACGUCAUGCAUUAACAUAAUCUAAAUAGUUUUAAUCGAAACUAAUGUUUCCAUUCCUUUAUCUCCAUCUUUUUGGAUCAGUAGGUGAAAUUAGAAGUGAUAGUGCUCUAGCCAUUAACUAGAAUUCCUUGAUAAUAUAGUCUAGGAAUUAAUCUAACGAAGUUUGCAUUUUCUAUGGAUAAAUAAGGCAUCAUUUAGCUCAAAAACAUAUCGAUUUAAAUCGCAUAUCGAAAAAAAUCGAUUGCAUAUCUAUAUUUAGGUUCUUAAAAAAUAAUCCAGUCAGUUUUUGUUAAUUUAUUUUUAUUUUUUAUUUAUUUAUUUAUUUUGAAAAUGUCUUUUGUGGUACAGUAGAAAAUCGAUAUACCGAGCUAAAAGAAACAUUCAAGGAGAAGUUCGUUCUGAAAUUAAAAGGCUAUAAACUAAGCAAGGGUGCAACAAUUUAUUCUGGUAAAAAUGUAAGUUUUAGGUAUUUUGUAGACUAAAGUUCGUGUGAAAUCAACAGUUCCAACUGUUUUUCAGCAAUUUUAGGGUAAAAAAGAAAAAUAUAUGAAAAAGUUACUUUUUUAUUUUUUUUAAUUUAUCCAGAGCGAUAACAGAGAACGUUAGACAGAACUCAAUGUGAUCGCACGCAAGAAUGAUAUUGAUCAAUCAAACUUUUUAACUUUCAUCAAUAUUGCUUGAUUUCGGUUUAAAAAUAGUGAGAAAAAAAUGUCUUUUAAAAAAUGUUUCGCAAAUUAGAUAUUUCAAAAAAAUAAUAAUAAUAAUUUUGUGUUCCGAAAAAUUCAAACAUUAAGUGCUAUUAAUCAUAAACUACUUGUGGAAAAAAUUACUCAAAAAGCGUUUGGUGAGAUAUAAUCCUUACAUCUUAAUAUUCAGACUGUACUAAUUGAUAAUAAGAAUAAAUGAACACUCAGUAAGUUCACCGCUAAACGCAAUGUAACGUGUAUCUCUUACGAAAAAAAUUUUGCUCUUAGUUAUUUAAAAUGUAUUUUUAUUAAUAUUCAGGGAAUAGUUAGUUAAUUAAAUAAUGUAUCGCAAAAUGAACUUGGUAAAAAAUCUUUAAACGUUUCUUUCAUCAUCAAAUUGUCUACGGGUCACACCAAAUGAUGUUUGUUUUAAACAGAACAUAAAGUCGAUCUAUCGAGUUUUUACUGUAUCGUAUUUUCAGUUUGAGGGUGCAUCUUAACCUCCUCUUUGCUUUAAAACAGUUUCAACGUUGUUAAUGGCUUUAUCUCCUCGGAGAAAUGAUAUAUUGUUCAGGUUUCCUCUUUUACAGUAAUAUCUAGUACGUACGUUAAAUAAAAUACAAGCUUUCUGGUGAACAUCAAAGUGAAUGGUUAUUGUGUCUCAAAAUGAUGUUAAGUUUUGCUUGUGAAGUGUUACAUAUGCUUGUACGCACAAAUGGCUGUGUUGAUUUCUUGUUAUAAAAUGUUAUUUUACGUUUGUUUCUGCAUAAAUGUGAAAUGAAAAUUCUUCCUUACGCUGUAGAUCUGUAGUUGAAUAAAAUCGUAUUUUUAUUUAUUAUUAAAAAGUUA